GUAUGAUAAUUUCGUUAUUGGGACUUCAAGAUAUGUCCCAGUUGAGCGGAAUUAUCGUUAAACAAUAUUCUAUAUAUCAUUGCACGCUUACGUGUAAAUAUACCUGCAGUUAAUAUAUCGUCGCACGAGAUUUCUGGUAACCUUCUCGUGCGCUUGAAUGUUUUCAGCGGCUUCGUACUGUUCUACUGUUCUGCUCUUGAGGUCUGCUUGGUAAUGAACAACUCUACAUCGCAAAGUCAGGAAGUUAAUACCAUUCGCAGCCAAAUCGAGGAGUGGUCCACAGCCGUCAUCAUUAGCGUCUGCAUCGUAAUACUGAUGUUCGGUGGCAUCCUUGUUCUCUACCCAAUGCUCCAGCCACGUCACAGCAAACCCAUUCUGAACCCGACGUUUUUCCUGCGGAAGCACUGCAACACGACAGCGUGCAUCCACAUCGCAGACAUCCUGAACCAUACCAUGAACAGCAGCGUCGACCCGUGCGUUGACUUCUACAACUAUACUUGCGGUAAUGUACCCGAAGGGCCUUAUAAUCUGAGGACGAGGCUGUUACGGGAAGGUGCACUCCAGGAACUAUUGUCUCAAGCCAAUAACGCAUCCACUAGUUCAGCACUUGGCAAGAUGUUCAUGCUCUACGAUUCCUGCACCAAGGGAAGAUCUCGAGAUGACCGGGAGGCCUUGAGAGCGUUCCUCCGUAAACAUGGGCUGAUGCUCGGGGGUGGAAAUACCGUCUUCACGGACCCCGUAGAGACGAUGUUUGCUAUUGCGGGAAAGAUACAGGACGGGAUUUUGAUUCACCUAGGCUUUGACAUCAACUCGCGCAUUAUAAAACGGUCGUCUCGCAACCCAUGGUUUCACCCGUUCCGUCUAGAAGUGAGUCCCAGUUAUAAAGCGGGAUCCAAGAUGAGAAGUUCCGUUCGCAGCAUCGUUACCGACGUCCUGCUUCUGAUAUGGGAGACAUCAGCGAACGCGAGCUUCCUUGCCACAGCUGACGAACUCAGCACGACUAUGAAAGAAGUUCGCAUACAGUUUGAACGAGCAUAUAGAACUCAAAAAGAUUGGACACCGGUGCAAAUGAAGCUCGGAGAAGUGGCAACUGUUCACAAUUUUCUUAAGACGGAGUACCUCGUUAAGUACAUCGCGCGUGAUAACACCACUGAAGACGUGCGACUUACAUUCGAUGGGCAAGGUUUCUUCAAAUUCAUAGACGGACUUCUCGAAACUAUUCAACUAAGGCGGCUGUCGAAUUUCCUGGCUUGGGAACUUGGACGUCAACUUUUCUACGUAUUCGAUGCUCCCGUCCCGCAAGAACUGCAUUCUUCCUGUUACCUGGCGGUUGAAAUGCUCAUGGGUCCAGGAGCUGCGUUCAGUUCGAAGAUAUUCGACGAGGUUACAACAGCCGCUAAAGAACGCGGUGAUCAGAUACUAAAUCUAAUAAAGCUACAAGUUUCGACAACUAUUGAUAAGUUACCAGGCAGAAACGAGACAGAAAAGGCCUACAUGGAUGUUCAGGCUCGAAGGCUCGAAAGGACGAAACGCAGAAUACUUUUUCCGUACGCUCUGGAGAGCAAAGCUGAUUAUGAUAGUAGUUUGGGUUACGUGAACGUCUCACCGAACAGCAGCUUCGUGGAUAACUUGAUCAGCAUCGCUGAAGCAACUUGGCUGAAUACGAGAGCGCGUGCCCGUCGUCAGUGGUUAGAGUGGACGGGAAUUGACAGUGCGGUUACGUAUCGCCCCGGAGAAGUCCUGCUCAUUCCAGCGACGUAUCUUUUACCCCCUUUGUUCGUUCCUGCAGAGCAUCGAGAAAUAAACUUCGGUACCUUUGGAUGGGCAGUCACCGAAGAAAUUUGGAAUGCCUUUCGCACCGAAGAACCAGGGCCACACACUAGGCAGUAUUUGGCCAAGUCCUUUUCGGAGAACACGAGGUGCUUGCGCCACGAUUCAGCAGAUAUGGCCCACGUUUUCUACGCUACAGCCAUGGCUAUGGUGGUGAAAGCCUUCGAGUUCAACACAACAGCUGUCCAGGACCAGGCCUGGAAAGCGACAUUACAGUUGCUCUUUCUGUCAGCAUGUCUCGGAGACUGUGGAGCAGAAAGGAGGGCGAAUGACGGGGUCGCGCGAAGAUGUAAUAUUGCUACGAUGAAUAUGAACGAAUUCGCCUGGGCGUUCGAGUGUCCCGAUGAAGACUCACCAGGGGAAGGAGCCUUCUGCGACUUUUAGGAAUAAGGUUCGCUCAUUAAAAUGUUCCUAUAUAUG
This is a messenger RNA of Ornithodoros turicata, 2250 nucleotides long. Its product is annotated as neprilysin-2-like. The coding region runs from base 214 to 2214 and encodes 666 amino acids. Gene Ontology annotation, cellular component: plasma membrane. The transcript is spliced from 2 exons. The record is from RefSeq and is a predicted model, not a curated record. Gene Ontology annotation, biological process: protein processing. Lineage: Eukaryota; Metazoa; Arthropoda; Arachnida; Ixodida; Argasidae. Gene Ontology annotation, molecular function: metalloendopeptidase activity.